Lecanosticta acicola is the source of this 1940-nucleotide messenger RNA. The record is from the annotation of a GenBank genome assembly. NCBI's taxonomy places the organism in Eukaryota, Fungi, Ascomycota, Dothideomycetes, Mycosphaerellales, Mycosphaerellaceae.
AUGUCUGAUCUAGAUGAGGAGCUCUUGGAUAUGGUCGGCGGCGACUCGGAGGACGAGAGUGUCGACGACUUGGAUAGGCUUGACGAGGUCGACGCCGAUGAGCAGCGCUCUCCCAGUCAAGAGGCGAAGCAGAGCGUCGAGAAGGCCGAGGAGCCGCAAGCUGUUAGGAGAGGCGUUGCUCAGAAGGUCAAGGCGCGCCGCGGCCGACGACGCAAGCAGGAGAGCGAAGACGAGGAUGCUGCUGGGUAUGUCUCACAAACCAUCCCAGCUACGCCCUUGACGUGACUGUCGGCACUUCGCGCGUCCAGACAGCCCAUCCUGCUAGUUGUUGCUGCUACAUGUUGCUUUUAGUCGCUACGUCUCUUCUCAGUGCUGCUGCUGACCCCUCCUGCAGAUCUCCUGGCCGCGAGCCAUCUCUCGGCUCGGGCGGUAUCGACGAAUCCGAAGGCGAAGUUGACGGUCGUAGAACACCAGAAGAGAACACCACGCAGUACCCGCUUGAGGGCAAAUACAUGUCUCCUGGAGAUCGCGAAUACGUCAUGUCGCUGCCUGAGGUCGAGCGAGAAGCCAUACUUGCAGAGCGCGCCGAAGAAGAGCAGAAGAGGAAGCAAGAUGCCAUGCUGAGGAAAGCAUUUGCGCAGAGCAAUGCAGCAAGCAAGAUCAAGCGCAAGGCUGAGGCAGCGGAGCUUGAGGAUGACAAUAGGAGAACGACGCGACCAAAAACACAGAAGCGGACCGCUUUAGAUGACUACAAGAGAGCCCGCGAGCAGAAGGGCGCUGAUCGUGGUCGAAGGGAUACCGCGCGAGACCGGAAAGAUGAACGCUCGCCAUCUUCGGCCUCUGAUCGCGACGCCGAUGGCGAGAGCGAGGUGGAGUGGGCAGAGCCAACAUCCUCAAGUCGUCCGGACCCACCACCGGAGCUGAGGGACUUCGAGAGGUGCAGAGUCGGUCGCUCCAACUUUGCCAAGGUCUGCUUCUAUCCCGGAUUUGAAGAGGCAAUCAAAGGCUGCUUCGCCAGACUUAGCAUCGGCAUCAACCGAGAGACCGGACAGAACCAGUACCGAAUGGCUCAGAUUAGAGGCUUCGCGGAUGGCAAACCUUACCAGAUGGAGAACGCCAGCGGCAAGCGCUUUACGAUAGACCAGUACGCACUUGUUGCUCAAGGACCUCAUGAGAAGACAUUCCCAUUCGCUGCCUGCUCGGACAGCAAAUUCACGGAGAGCGAGUACACACGCUUCACAGAGACGCUGCGCAAAGAGAACAUGCGCAUCCCGCCCAAGAAGUUUCUGGCCCACAAGCUGGAGGCUAUCCACGGUUUGCUCAACACACAAUUUACGGAAGAGACGCUGCAGCAGAAGUUUGCCAACCAGCGAGCUAUGGAACUCAAGCACGACCCUGUCCACGUCGCGAAGCAGAAGCGUAAGGGUAUCGCCAGACGUCGCGCAGAGGCCGAGCAGAAUGGAGAUGAAGAGGAGAUCCAGCGCUGCGACGAGGAGCUCGAGGCUCUCGACAACAGCGCUUCCAAUAUGAAUGGCGCCGUCAAACCCAAGUCCAGCCCGGCGAAAGCCAUGCACACCGACCGUCUCGCCCAGCUCAACCAGACCAAUCGCAGGAAGACUACACAGGACGUUCGCAACGCUCUCAUCGCCGAGCGGAAACAGCGUCUCAAGGAACGCGAAGAGGCCGCUCGGUUGAAGAAAGAAGCCGACGCCGCGAAAGCCAAUGGACAAGCCAAGUCGCACAUGAAGGACCUCUUCGGCGAGACGCCGGAUGUCAGCCGUGCUGGCACUCCCGCGAACGGUGCUGAUACCCCAAAGAAGAAUCGGGCUAAUACCCCGCUCCUUGCCAUCAAGAAGGGGCCCGUCGGUGCUCUGAAGCAGAAGAGUCUGGACGACGAUGUUAUUGGUGGACUGGACUUGGGUAUUGAUGUUGAGAUUUGA